CCAAGAAUAAAAAAUAUGCCUCCCAAAUUUAAGCGCCACCUAAAUGAUGAUGAUGUCACUGGUUCUGUGAAAAGUGAAAGGAGAAAUCUUUUGGAAGAUGAUUCAGAUGAAGAGGACUUUUUUCUAAGGGGACCAUCUGGACCAAGAUUUGGACCUAGAAAUGAUAAAAUCAAGCAUGUCCAGAAUCAGGUGGAUGAGGUUAUUGAUGUCAUGCAAGAAAAUAUCACAAAAGUAAUUGAAAGAGGGGAGAGACUAGACGAACUGCAGGACAAGUCAGAAAGCUUAUCGGAUAAUGCAACUGCUUUUAGCAACAGAUCCAAACAACUACGAAGGCAAAUGUGGUGGCGGGGAUGCAAAAUAAGAGCCAUCAUGGCUUUGGCUGCUGCUAUCCUUUUGCUAGUGAUCAUCAGCUCAGAUCAUCCUCACCUGAAAAGAAUGAAGUUUAUCACCAUCAAAACUAUCAUUAUUAUUUCACAACAAUGAAGAUCAACAGAAAAGUUCAAGUAGCUUUGCAAAUAUUAGUUAAUACUGGUGAAAUCAGGCUAUGAUCUUUAUGUAUACCCUUGUAGUUUAUACUAAAUUAGAGAAGCCAGCUGGCUUACAGCAGUUCUGUGAUUAUAGUGCUGAGUAACUGAUUCCUUCUGAUUGUAACUCUGUAGUAUCUGUAGUCUUUUGUUUCUCUGUUUGAUAAAGCUCACUGGAAAUUACCCUAAGAUUUUUUUUAAAGUGGGAGAUUUAUUGAUUAAAAGAAAGUUCAUGCUGAAAAUGGAACAUUAUUUAAGCUGGAGAGAGGAUAAUUAAUAUACAUAAGAUACAGAAAUACCUUGUGUUAUCUCAUUGAUAGAUUGCCUAUUAUUGUAGCCUUUCUGUGCAUUACUAUAAUCUGCAUUAGAAAAUUAAAAUAUUGACCUUUUAUA
Molecule: messenger RNA, 917 nt
Organism: Octodon degus (degu)
Lineage: Eukaryota; Metazoa; Chordata; Mammalia; Rodentia; Octodontidae
Product: vesicle-associated membrane protein 4-like
Exons: 2
Coding region: 16-483 (155 amino acids)
Biological process (GO): vesicle-mediated transport; Golgi ribbon formation
Cellular component (GO): membrane
Source: RefSeq, a predicted model, not a curated record